Panicum virgatum (switchgrass) is the source of this 1919-nucleotide messenger RNA. RefSeq lists its product as uncharacterized. The transcript has 14 exons. Bases 210 to 1475 code for a protein of 421 amino acids. NCBI's taxonomy places the organism in Eukaryota, Viridiplantae, Streptophyta, Magnoliopsida, Poales, Poaceae. The record is from RefSeq and is a predicted model, not a curated record.
ACCCAUCCCCCCUGCCCCUCCCGAGUCCCAAUUCACGCGCUCCCCUUUCUCCCUCCACGGCCGAUUCGGCGAUUCCCCAUUCCGCCAAGCCAAUCCCCCGUCGAAUCCGAGCUUCGGGAGGCGCCCGUGGCUGGGAUCUCCCCAACCGCCUCGCAACCCCGCGCGCCGCCGCACCGAAAUCAACAUAAACAACUACUGAUCGGUGCAAAAUGGCAAUAAGCUUCAAAUAUUGGGAUGACUGCUUGGAUCCAGAGGAUAUGAGAUUAAUGUGGCAAGAUCCUGUUGUAAGUAAAGAGUGGACCGAUGCAGGGGAAGAGCAGGGACAGAAAGUUCAUCUCUCACGGGACCCUGAUGGUGAGGCAUAUCUCACACAAACUGAAAUGAUGGCAGUGGCUGCAAUCACCAUCCAUAGACAUUUCAAAUCACAACUGGACCCGUAUAUGAUAGGCGCACUUGCGGAAAUUGCAAGUGGAAGGAAACUCUUUAUAGAUACCUACGACCGCAAGACAAAAGAGACCAAGGUUGGGAUAAUGCAGGUGGCACCUGAAGUUGCUCAAUGGCUUGGAAAGGAACUGGGUUACAAGAGAUAUGACAUUGAAGAUAAUACCAAUUUGCUCUACUGGCCUCUUGUAAAUGUCUACUUUGGUGCUGCUUAUGCAAAAUGGCUCUUCUCUUGUGAUGAUAAACAAAGAACAGAAGAAUUUGUUGUUAGAGCAUAUAAGGGCGGGAAAAAAAAGGCUUCUCACAAAUCAACUUCUCCCAUUUUCCAGCAUUAUCUUUAUGUGAAAGAGAACUUGUUAUCUAUAAGACAACCAGAAAUUUGCAAUGAGCUCACUUCUGGCCCGGAAAGUUUAUCAAGCACAGAAGCGCAGUUGAUAUAUUGGGAUUCCAAGGUAUCAGAGGCUGAUAUGGAAGCAAUGUGGAAGCAUCCUGAUGUGUAUAAGGAGUGGACAAAAUCCGGUGAGCGACGUGGAAAUGUACGAUUUUCCCAUGAUGCAAAGAAGAGGCCUUACCUUUCUCGCGUGGAGGUGAAGGUAAAUCUGGCUGUUGCUGAAAUAAUCAUAUCACGCCAUCUGGGCACAAGAGGAUCAAAACCAGAAGCUCUUGCAGCACUUGCAGAGGUCUGCAGUAUGCGCUUUGUUCAUGGAGUAAGUACCCGGACUGGAUUGAUGGGAAUAGACUACCCUACUGCUGAAUGGCUUUCCAGAGAUUGUGGCUAUAGGGCGUAUACAGUGAUCUCUGUGGAUGAUCUCUACAAUCCUUUUGUAUCAAUGUACUUUGGUGCAUCUUACUUGGCAUGGUUGUCACGCUAUGAAGGAAGGGAACAAAGCUAUGAAUUCAUUGUCCAAGCUUACCUCGGGGGGCCGGAGAAUGUUAACCUUCAGGAGACUGGUCCGUUAUGGAACCAAUUCUUGGAGGCAUUAGCACUGUGUCAAGACCCAAAGAAGGAGAAUAGUAGCUGCUGUAUUUUGUGAGGUUGUCUGAUAUGCCUCCAUCUUUUGUUACUGAAGAUCCCCUCCCAAGGGUUCAGCAUCGACAAGCAACGUGCUUUGCAUGAACUACAUGAGGUACACAGGGCAACAGGGGCUUGUCAAUCCAUACAUAUUUUGGCCUACCGCCCCCCUGCUCAUGGAAUGCACCAACGUGGCUGAACCCGUCGCGGUUUACAGAACCGUUCCAUGCUUCUGUUCCAUCUGUUUCCUUUUCCUUUUACCGUCGGUAUAUGCCAACGGUUGUAAUCCUGUUCUUUCCACCUUUUUGGUGUGCUGUAAACUGCAAAGAAAAUGUUGUAUAGGAGCUCAUUAGAAGGCAAAUCCUUUUGUAAAAAAUGUAAAAUCAUCCACGCUCCAUAGAAUAUGUGCUAGCCUGUUACACAGACGGCAAAGGAUGCCAGUAGCUGCAAAACAAAUGUAUCAUCA